Messenger RNA from Pieris macdunnoughi, 903 nucleotides. NCBI's taxonomy places the organism in Eukaryota, Metazoa, Arthropoda, Insecta, Lepidoptera, Pieridae. The record is from the annotation of a GenBank genome assembly.
AUGGAGUCAUAUGAAGAAGAUAUAAAUAGCAAAAAGAAAGUUAUUUUCAUAUUUAGAUUAAUAGGGCUAUAUGGGGUUGAGGAAGAAGAAAAUAUACGCAAAUUCGUCGAACAAACGCAGGCUGGCGUUGUUGCUGUGUGGGAGGACAAGAAGAAAAGGCUUGAGUUCCUCUUGGCGAAGAGAAAGAAAGAACACGAAGAGAAAUAUAAAGAUACUCCUUUGUCCAAAUGCGUACACGUCCUGCCCUGUAUCUACAAGCUGCGUGCGAAAGAGACGCAAGAGAUUCAACUCUACCAAAUGAAAGAAAAGGAAGCACGGAAGAUGGCAGAAAAAGAAUUCGAUAAAAUGUGGUUUGAAGUGGCGAUGAAGGAGUCGGAUGCAUUGGCGGCACGUAUGGAGCAAGACGACAUUGAACGUCUACGAAGGGACUACGAAUGCAAAAAAAUACACGGACACGAAUAUAAGCUUGAACAAAGAAAACUGCAGAAGGAGAAAGAAAGAGAGAUUCUGAAGGAAGAGGCAAGAAGAUUCAAGGCGAUAUGGGAUGCGGAUAUAAGGAAGGAGCAAGAAGCUGAAAAUCAACGCGCGGAACAAAGAAAAGAGACAGCCAGAGAGAGGAAUAUUAUGAUAGAAGAGAGACAAGAGACUGUUCGAAAACAAAACGCUGUCGCUAAUCUGAUCGCUGACACUUGGGACUCGCUCGCUGGUCAGGGAUUAGCGGAUGAAAAAGCCAAGCUAAUGCUCAUGAGGAGAAAAGAGCAAGAGUUGGAUGAGUGCAACAAGAAGCUUUUGGAAAUAAAGAAGCAAGAAGGCAAGAGUACAUUGACAAGAAGAGAUGCGAAUAUCUUGCGUGGGCGCAGAAAACUAAUAGGGAAAUACGUCAAGCUAUGGUGGAACAAAUAA